Hirundo rustica (Barn swallow) is the source of this 1741-nucleotide messenger RNA. RefSeq names its product non-compact myelin associated protein (gene NCMAP). Gene Ontology annotation, biological process: peripheral nervous system myelin formation; regulation of myelination. The record is from RefSeq and is a predicted model, not a curated record. The transcript has 5 exons. Bases 55 to 522 code for a protein of 155 amino acids. NCBI's taxonomy places the organism in Eukaryota, Metazoa, Chordata, Aves, Passeriformes, Hirundinidae. Gene Ontology annotation, cellular component: plasma membrane; Schmidt-Lanterman incisure; paranode region of axon. Gene Ontology annotation, molecular function: structural constituent of myelin sheath.
GGGAGCCGGGAGCCGGGCGGCGGCGCCGGAGCCCCGAGCCCGCAGCAUCGGCCCAUGCUGGAAAAAGCUGGCAGAGUAAUAUUUAACAGGAAAAGAACUCGAAAGCUCAGAGCAUUGUGUUACAGUUCACUGAGUGUCUCCAGCACAGAACAAAACUGCACUGCUCACAUUAUUCGGGAACACGCUGGAGCUGCUGACAGCCGACUCAAGAUGACGACGGCCACGCCACUGACCAACAACACUCAGCUCUCAGUGAAUGUGACCACAAAGUCUCAAGAACAAAAUCUCUAUCAAAGUUCUGGAGCAAUAGUUGCUGCCAUCGUGGUGGGGGUGAUUAUUAUUUUCACAGUGGUUCUGCUCAUCCUGAAAACAUACAACAGGCGCAUGCGAGUGCGGCGGGAGCUGGAACCCAAAGCCUCCAAGCUGGCAGUGCCACCUCCUGUGGGGCACAACAGCCACAGCCUGGCCCAGCAGCCCUCGGUGACCUUCAUCCCCGUGGACAUCCACCUGCAGAGCAGGUAACCGGAACGCUGGCGCUCCCUGCCAGAGAAGAGAUGGAAUUGUUAUCCCAUGGACUGGGACUGCUCAGCAGAGCUGCACUGUGAACAGCAACCGGCUCUUCUCUCUGUAAACUGAUGUAAAUCCUGGUUUCUUUCUUUGGGAGGAAAAACCAGAGCUCUGGGCACUUUUCCUAUGACUGAAAUAACAGCUGGAGGUCUGGGAAUCCCUGGGAUGGCAGCGAGGCUUCUUCUGGGUCUGGGUAAACUGAGAAGAGAAGACGCCCAGGUUUUGUGGAGCUUUUGCUUCCUCAGAAACUUUGAACCCUCUCUGUGCUGCUGAUAAACAGGAGGAAAAGUCUGGACAUGCCCCAAACUCAGCUUGGACCUGAGUUUGUUUUGAGCUACAUGGAAGAGGUUUGUGGUUCAUUCUAUACCUGAUGGGGUAGCACAGGAGGUAUCAAAAUUGCAUUUAUCUUUACUCAUAUUUCAUGUUUCUAAUGCCACAUGUGUAUGGGUUGAGGAAAAAAAAAAGUUACUUCUUAUUUCCAAGUAUUUUCAAACUAUUUCUAUAAACUCUGUAACUCUCCAUUUCCAAAGGAACUCAGUGUCUGGUUCAUGGCUGGAGCUGUUAGAAUGCUUUGUCUUACACAAAAUCUGAGUUCUUUAACUGAAAAAACAAGCAUGGAAAUAGCAAAAAUCAGCUUGGAUAAAGCAAGGGAGGCUCUGUGCAGCCCCAAUGUGCCACUCUCCCUCCAAGGCUUUGUUCUCUGGUGCAGCCCAACUAUUUUUAGCAAUUUUUUAUUCUCGAAACCGACCCAAAGCGAGGUUGUUUUCUGAGUGUGAGGGCUGUGGGUGUGCAGCAGUGGCACAAAGGAAUUCCCAGGGACACUCACAGCCCACGGGGUGGGAGCACAGAGCAGCAUUGUCACACACUGACUGGAAGAUUGUCUGAGAUUUUAUAUUUCAUAUUUUUUCCAAUAAGCUUGGAUCUCUCGAGCAGGUCAGUUUAACUAACUGGUAAUUUUUAUUGUGCAGAAACUAAAUUCAAUUACUUUGCAAUAUUAUUUUCUGGCUGAAACUGGAGCACAGUUUGGAUUCCAAACCAAAUAUUGAGACAGCUGUUUGUGAAGUUUCUGAAUCUCCUUGUAAAUAUUUCUCUUGUCCUGGUUCUCUACCUUAUUUUUUGUGGCAGUGGGGAUUGAUUUAAUAAUUCAGAAGGGACAGCAGAUGCACAUCUAAUU